AUGGAAGCUGAUGAGCGGCCAAUGAAACUGAGAAAGCUCGAUCAUGACAAGGACGAUGUUCACCAAGUGCCCACCACGCAGUCCUCGUCUAGUGUCGCUGAUACUUUUGUAACGUCUGAACCAUCACACAACAGUAAGGCAGAUGAGCGUACUGCUAAUGUUGCAGAUCGGUUGUCAGACCACAAUGAAGACAACAAAGACGGAGUCGGGAGUGGUGCGGCGCAGAAUGGCCAGUCCUCCACAGACUCUACGCAACACCACGGAGAGGAAGUCGGCGAGCCUGCGAAGCCGAUGUCUAAGAGUCAAAUUAAAAAACAGCGCAAGCGCGAGGAGUGGGAAGCCGCUCGAGGUGACCGCAAGCUGAAGAGGAAGGAGAGACUACAAGCGAAAAAGGCCCGGAAGAAGGCGGCGCGCGAAGAGGAGGAACUGCGGAUUGAACAAGCGAAGAAAUCCGCUGUUGAGCGAGGGGAAGAUCCAGACAGCGUGGUCGCGAAUCUAAAGGCACAGGCAUCCGCACAGCAGAAGCAGAAAUCUGGACGCCCAAUCCUGCUGCCUGUAACCAUCAUCAUCGACUGUGGCUUUGACGACCUUAUGAUGGAGAAGGAGCGUAUCUCGUUGGGCUCGCAGAUCACCCGGUCGUACUCGGACAACUACCGGGCGCCGUUCCAGGCACAUUUGGUCAUCAGUUCCUGGGGAGGACUGCUGAAAGAACGAUUCGACACUGUUCUCAGCAAGCACUACCUCAACUGGAAGAAUGUUGUUUUUGAAGAUGGUGAUUUCGUGGAAGCGGUCAAAAACGCGGCCGCGUUCAUGCGUGGCCCCAACGGCGGAAAGCUAGCUGGCUAUUUUGAAAAGGCAAAGACUAGCAAUGUGGCUGCUGAAAAGGCAGAGGCAAGCCACAAUGCCGUUUCGGAGGACACUACCGCUUGCGCGGAUGAUGAUACUCGUACAGACACUAAACAGCCGGCUGUGACUGAACAAUCCGUCGAAAAUGGCGACGGUACUUCUGGUGAGUCUGGUGCAAGUACAGAAUCUACCGCGCAAACGGGUUUUUCUGCGACGACGCACAGCUCAGGGCCUGCUGCGAACCAUCUACCCCAGGGCGAGGUCGUUUACCUCACCUCUGACUCUCCUCACACCCUGUCGGAACUGUCGCCGUACUCAACCUACAUUGUGGGCGGUCUCGUCGACAAGAACCGGCACAAGGGUAUUUGUUACAAGAUUGCACGGGAGAGAGGCAUAAAAACCGCGAAGCUCCCCAUUGGAGAAUUCCUGGAAAUGCAGUCUCGAAAGGUCCUCGCUACCAACCACGUCGUGGAGAUAAUGGUUCGUUGGCUCGAGUGCGGCGACUGGGGAGAGGCCUUCAUGAAAGUCAUCCCCAAGCGGAAAGGCGGCAAGCUGAGAGCGGAGAGCGAACAACAAAGCGACGAAGAGGAGGAUGGCCACGAUGGAGACGAUGGUGCCGAUAAGGGUCACGACGAGAUCCGGAAAGUACCUCAACAUGCGCAGACAGAUACAGUCUGA
This is a messenger RNA of Exophiala spinifera, 1524 nucleotides long. Its product is annotated as tRNA (guanine(9)-N1)-methyltransferase. The coding region runs from base 1 to 1524 and encodes 507 amino acids. The record is from RefSeq and is a predicted model, not a curated record. NCBI's taxonomy places the organism in Eukaryota, Fungi, Ascomycota, Eurotiomycetes, Chaetothyriales, Herpotrichiellaceae. Gene Ontology annotation, cellular component: nucleus. The transcript has a single exon. Gene Ontology annotation, molecular function: tRNA binding. Gene Ontology annotation, biological process: tRNA N1-guanine methylation.